UUGAUAUAGUUAGAUCAAACCUUACCUAUAUAACAUUAUCUUUCGAAAAUGUCAAUAGUCUUCCACCACCAGCCUUUUCUUUGUGCACAGAUGACGUGCAAUACAAUUUUAACUGUACAAUUUAUGGCAAUACUUCGAUAAAUUGUCCCAACUUAAUCAAAUUCGUAAAUGUUAGCAAUGAUAAUUUAUAUAAUGGAUGGUUUACUAGAUGUUAUGUUUUUCAAACAACUAGCCCAAUCUUUCUUGCCACACCUGAAAUACCACCAAAAAACUGGACUGCCUUCCAAUCCGCUAUGUUCAUUCAAUAUUCAUUUUUCAAUGCAUCGACCAUUUCCAAGAUGCAAUUAAUGGUAUGGAAUCCUUUCGAUUUGCCUGAUAGCGAAGCUUCGGCCACAGAGCUUUCGUCGCUUAAGACGCCACAAAUAUUGAGUCCUUAUAGCUUAACACAAUCCGAUGCCAAUCGUGAGCGAGUGGCAUCUAAUGCCUUUGGAACAAAUAAUAGUGCAAUUGGUCUUAUUCAUUUUAAACCAGGAAGCUUUGAGGUGCCCACAACUCGCGAACAGCCAUUCCUUCAACCAGUUUCCGUAUUUACCAUGUUUAUUGUUCUUGCGGCUGUUUUAUAUUCUACCUAUUACGCGCUAUUAGGAGGUAGAGGCAAAUAUCGAAACUACGGUCUUGCUCACAUUAUCACCAGAUAUUUCCCCCAAAAAUAUAUUGAACGCAAAAACGGCAGAGAUUUAAAACCAACAGCUGAUGACAUUUUAAAAAUAUAUUUGGAUGGUCUUGAUAAAAUAGAUUUUGAUGAUAGUUAA
Scutellospora calospora is the source of this 812-nucleotide messenger RNA. Lineage: Eukaryota; Fungi; Glomeromycota; Glomeromycetes; Diversisporales; Gigasporaceae. The record is from the annotation of a GenBank genome assembly.